UGGCAGUGACGUGUGUGACCCACGUGGACUCCAGUUGGCGCGCCAAAUUCAGUAAACAACGGAAAGAGUUCACUCCUUGGACACCGGAGAAAUGGGGCUGCUGGAACACUGUCAAGAGCUAUUCGGAACCUCAGAUCUCUACGGGGUUCUCGGAAUCUCCAAACAAGCGAGUGAUUCGGAAAUCCGCCGAAGUUAUUACAAAGUAUCUCUUCAAGUGCACCCGGACAGAGCGCCCGAUGACGCACAGGCCACAGAGAAAUUUCAAGUUUUAGGGAAGUUGUAUGCAGUUCUCAGCGACAAGGAGCAGCGAGCCAUUUAUGACGAGCAGGGCAUUGUGGAUGAGGAAGACUCUCUGACGCAGGACCGCAACUGGGAAGAAUACUGGAGACUGCUGUUUCCCAAGAUCACGUUGCAGGACAUCGUUGAGUUUGAGAGGAAGUACAAGGGGAGCGAGGAGGAGCGUCAGGAUGUGCUUCAGCAGUACCUGCAGCACGAGGGCGACAUGGACGCCAUCAUGGCCGCCGCGCUCUGCUGCACGCAAGAGGACGAGCCGCGCAUCGCCGCCCUCAUCCAGGACGCCAUCGCCGCCGGCGACGUGCCCAAACACAAGGCCUUCGCCACCGAGAGCGACCGGAAGAAGAAGGCUCGCAGGAAGAGGGCUGAGAAGGAAGAGCGGGAAGCUGAGGAGAUGCAGAAGGAGAUGGGGCUCGGCAGCGAAGAGGACAGCCUCGUCAUGAUGCUCCAGCAAAGGCAGAAGUCGAGGGAGCAGGGCUUCAACUCCUUUCUGGCUGACCUGGAAGCCAAAUACGCAAAACCAGGCAAAGCCAAAGGGGCAAAGAAGAGCAAAAAGUAAAGACUGCCUAGUCGACGCCUCCUGUAAAUAUUUUAUCUGUAGUGUUGUUGCAAUGUCUGUGUAAGAAAUAACCGUUUGCCAUAAGAUGUCACCUUAAUAUGAAUUAUCUGUAAUAUGUCAUGACACAUUCUUUAUUAUGCAUUUAAAUGUUUGUAAUUUUUUAACACGUAAACAUAAUAAAAAGUCACAUUUUAUCCAA
Molecule: messenger RNA, 1052 nt
Organism: Engraulis encrasicolus (European anchovy)
Lineage: Eukaryota; Metazoa; Chordata; Actinopteri; Clupeiformes; Engraulidae
Product: dnaJ homolog subfamily C member 9-like
Exons: 6
Coding region: 92-853 (253 amino acids)
Cellular component (GO): cytoplasm; nucleus
Molecular function (GO): heat shock protein binding
Source: RefSeq, a predicted model, not a curated record